AUGGCGACCAACGAGCCAACGUCUUCAGUCGCGCCGGUGAUUGCGGCGACCGCGCCCGCUGACGAACCACCGAAAGAAACAUCUAAUCAGAUUGAUGGCGGCGACGACUCAGAUUGGGAGUACGAGUACUCGACCACCGAGACCGAGACAUACUACCUGACCGUCGAUCUCUCCAUCCCACAGCUUCUGCGGCGCAAACGGAACAUGCCAGUGUCAGGACGAGGCGGAUAUCACUACAAACACUGGGCAGGCCCUACCACCAGGAAACCCGACGAACCGAAACACCACCGCAUCAUGUCGGAAGACGAUCAAAAUGACGACGAGCCAGCGGACGAGCCCGAGGAUGAAGAAGAGAUUGAUCAGGGACAGGCGGACCCAGUUAUAGACAGCUACGACGCAGAUUUUGAAUCUGAACAAGCUGCUGAGAUCCAGAUAUUGGACCUGCAUUCCGACAAGCCAAUGUUCGCGUAUAAGGGCAAGAUCUUUGAGGGACAGUGGACGCGAAACUUGGGUACAGAAGUAAUCUUCGCCGAACACGAGCACGAGGAACCCAUCCCAGCUCUGCGACAUCUUCCCGGCGGUGUCGACAUGCUCGCGGCCAGCUGGUCGAGGAUCAACACGACGGAGAAGCGCUUAGAACCAAAACACGAGGCGGCGACGAAAGACGACCCCCUCAAGGACAUUAGGAGGCAGCACGGAAUUCAUAUACCCAUCACGGCAGACAAGACGGGCGAGCGCAAGCGUCAAACGAGGUUUCUGGAGAAUUUGAUGGCUUUAAAGGUAAAGAGAGGGGAAAAGGACGAGGUCACAGUGUAUGCCCACGCCGCGCCGAAGCCAACAGACAUAGGUUCGAACAGCCGGAGGAAAAGACGGAAGCCGUUGCCGGAUGGACCAAAGAAACGUACAAGCCGGGGCGGCGGCGGCGUCCGCGGGAGAGGUGGCUCUUCCGCAUUGGGAACGGGUGGUUCCGAACGAAAUGAGCGACAAGGCAGCAGCGUUGCAGAGGCUGCGGCGACCUCGCGGGAUGGGGCUGCGUUGUCGACGCCAACGCCGAUGACAUGGGCGAACCUAGAUGGACAGGCCGGAAGAGCGGAGAAACAUUCGGGCCCGAAAGAUGAUGACGAGGCAAGCGACAACGACUAUGAAGACGACGACGAGGAUGGCGGAGAUUUGGAGUAG
Colletotrichum fioriniae is the source of this 1179-nucleotide messenger RNA. RefSeq lists its product as uncharacterized. NCBI's taxonomy places the organism in Eukaryota, Fungi, Ascomycota, Sordariomycetes, Glomerellales, Glomerellaceae. The record is from RefSeq and is a predicted model, not a curated record.